AUGAAAGCAGGAAGAAUUCGCACGUUUUGUAACAAUUGUGAGGAAGAAGACUCGGACGACGAGCAAGAAGAUGGCGGGCAGGAUUUCAAAAGGAUACUUAAGGACAUACAAGGAAAAGUCAGCACUCUUCCGGGAUUAAGAAAGCAGCUAAAUCAUAUAAUGGAAAGCAUGAGUUUAUUAUCCGAUAAAUAUGACACUUUGCUAGCGGAACACGAAGAGUCAAAAAAGAAAAUUAUACAUUUAGAAAAGUCUUUUAUAACAAUUAGCAACAAAAAUGUGUACUUGGAAAAAUGCAACAUAGUACUCGAGCAAAGAUUGGAUAAAUUCGACCAAACUUCGCGCAAACAUAACCUAGAAAUUGUGGGUAUUGAGCAACUACCCAACGAAAAUAUACAGGCGUUGAUUAAAACACUUGGAGACAUGCUCGAGGUAAAUACUACGGACAUUGAAUGGGUGAGCCGACUGCCACAACGAAAAUCGUGUGAUAAACCAGCACCUAUCAAAGUGGGUUUUACGGUUAACGGUACCAACGCCCGUGAUGCCUGGCUAUCUCAGCGACGAAAACUUGCGGAAAUAUCCAGUUGUGAUGUUACAGGGGGAUCCCAAAAAUAUAAAAUAUACCUUAAUGAAGACCUUACAAAACCUACCCGAGAGCUGCUAUGGAAAACUAAGAAACAACUUCGGGGCACAUAUAAAUAUAUCUGGGUGCAUAAUGGUAAAAUUUUAGUUAAAAAAGGGGAUGGUGAUAAGUCGAUAUUAAUUCAGUCUGAAGGUGAUAUAUGUGACCUACUCAAUAAGUGAAGGUACCUAUUAUAUAAAAUUGUGUUUGUGAUUAAAUUUACAUAGUUAAAUCAUUUUGCACAGAUUCGCGAGUAUAAAUAAUUUAGAAGAUACCAUUAUAUCUAGUGGUUCAGCAGAUGCGGUUUGCUAUCGUGAAAUACACAGCUGGUCGCAAAGUAUU
Manduca sexta (tobacco hornworm) is the source of this 961-nucleotide messenger RNA. RefSeq lists its product as uncharacterized. Lineage: Eukaryota; Metazoa; Arthropoda; Insecta; Lepidoptera; Sphingidae. The coding region runs from base 1 to 801 and encodes 266 amino acids. The record is from RefSeq and is a predicted model, not a curated record. The transcript has a single exon.